AGGACCCUUUGAGCUCGAAGCGCCGGACGAAGCGCCGGACGAAGCGCUGAAGGGCGCCAUGGCUGCGACCGAGGCCGCGGCACCCCUGCUGGCCGGGGGCGAUGAUCCCAAGCGCAUCACCGUGGCCAUGGGUGCGGGAGGUGAACGCGUUUUGAAGCUGGGCGGCCAAGAGGUGGUGCUCCUAGGCGGCAACUAUGUGUUCAAGACCCAGCCCUACUUCCCACCCAAAGAGAUCGUCUCCGCCAAUGCCUUAGAAAUGGCCGAAGGUGCUAAAUCCAUGACCUACAAGCCGCCUCCUGCAAAGGAUGGCACGCAGCGAGUGGUGAAGCCCUGCGUCCGCUUGGGAUGUAUGUGGGAAGGAUCCAUGCCGGACAAAGCUGGCCCGAUCGAUCCGACCUGGGCCGCGAACUUGGAAGCGACCAUCCAAGCUUUCGCGGAACAAGGGGUCUACGUCUUCUUGGAGGUGCAUGAUGAUGCCUUCUCGACGACCAACGGCGGCUGCGGCCUGCCAUGGUGGACAGGGGCUUACAUGCAGGAACACGUGGAUAGCACGAGCACCAGCGGGCACUGCUGCUGCUGCACGACACCUUCCUACAUCACCAACCCUGACAAUCCCUUGGCCCUUGUGUGCGAGUGCCCCUCAUGGCUUGCUUGCUGCUGUUGCGGCAUCCAACCCGUGCGCACCACCGGGGACAAUCCGUGGGCAGCUUAUGCGGUGGGCACCAACAUGGGCAACCCAGCCUCCAUGAAUGUGGGCAAUCUGAGCAUGAGGUUGAACAAUAACGAUCUGGCCUGGGGACUUGGAACUUUGAUUUGGGUCUCGCAGGUGCACAACUACGCCCCACGCUUCUACCAAUCCCACAAGAAGGAGGGCGAUCGACAGAACUUGUUUGAACCCUUUGUGCAACACAUCAAAUUCCUGUGCAGCAAGUGGGAGCAACACUGGAACUGUGUGGCUGUGGAGGUCUUAAACGAGCCGGUACUCGCUGGAUUGCCCCACCCUUAUCGCUUCAUGAGCUGCCGCCGAGACCUCUUCGACUUCUACGGCGCUCUGCUGGAGGAGUUGGAUGCCGCAGGCUCCCGCGCGCCCCUGGCGCUGGAAGACGGCUUCGGGACCCUGGGCAGCGGCUCGAACUACAUGAAGUUCCUCUCCCUGGUGCCCAUCUCCGAUGUCGCCAAGAAGAAGCUCCAGCAGUGGGGCGAGAAGAACCAGCUGAUCGUGAGCAUUCACUACUACCCGAGUGAUGGGAAGCUGUCCCAUCUCAGCAAGGUGACCCCCACUGAAUAUGUGACCAUGGCGAAGAAGCAGUCGGCAGAGCUCAUGGCCUCCUCGCCCAUUUGGCUCUCGGAGUUCUGCUAUUUGCUGCCCCAGGAGACCGCGGACAACUUGGCGGUGUGGGCCAACGCAGGCUGCUGCGCCAGCACCUACUUCCAGUAUACGGACGUCGAAUACACCGAGAACUUUGGAUGGUUCAAAUACCCCCCCGAGGUGAAGCAGUAUGGGGAGCCGGUCAACAGUUUGGGGAUCGUGAACGAGAAGGCCUGGGCGGCGUAUGAGCCCACCGUGGCAGAUGGAACUUACUGGGGCGGGCAAGUGUGUGGCUCCAAAGGAGGUCAGAGCAACGUUCUCUCCAAAGUGAAGUGAGGCAGCCACCGUGUGCUGUAUGGUCAAGGCUUUGUAGAGGCCGACCGGUUGUACAAAGAUGCUCUAUACGACCGCCCUGUAAAGCUGAAUGAGAGGCGACAUAGCCCCUUCAUGCCCGAUAUUUGUUG
Molecule: messenger RNA, 1773 nt
Organism: Durusdinium trenchii
Lineage: Eukaryota; Dinophyceae; Suessiales; Symbiodiniaceae
Source: the annotation of a GenBank genome assembly